Molecule: messenger RNA, 1240 nt
Organism: Ilyonectria robusta
Lineage: Eukaryota; Fungi; Ascomycota; Sordariomycetes; Hypocreales; Nectriaceae
Exons: 1
Coding region: 154-1068 (304 amino acids)
Source: RefSeq, a predicted model, not a curated record
CCUCGCCCUUGGGGGCCUUCUGAUGCUAUUGGUUCAGCCUCGCAGAAAAAGACGCACCCUCUGAGUGCGUGGCAUCUGUCUCUACGCAGAUCAAGCAGACUUCCUAUCGAAUACGUGUUUUCCCGAGGCGGGCGCGCAAGGUUCCUCUGCAAGAUGGCCGACGGCAUUGCCUUCACCAUCGAGCUCGAAUACGAUCCUGUUAAGAACGCACAACUCGGGAAUUCCGCCUCGAAAGUAGCCGCCGGCUCCGAAGAUUCUUUACCACAAGACAACCUCGGACACACCACGGCCACGAACAUACAGGCAGGUUCCAACGACAGCGGUCGAUCGUACCUAUCUGUGGAGGCAUCGACCAUCCAAGUGCUCAAGCCGGGCCAGACCAUGUUCGUCUGGCACGCAUACUUCCAUCCCGGGCUGCGAAGACGAUUCCAAAGUGUCGUCCUUACUUGCAGGUUCUCCGAACCCAAGCCGGCACAGCCUCCCUCCCAGUAUGCGAAUCAGAGCAGCGGCCCGGUGAAUCCGCUCGAAAUCCGGGCCUAUGCUCCUCACAAGUCAUUCGGUGGCUGUAACAAAAUCUCUAGAAAGGUCGGCUGGGGUAUCAAGUUUCCUCUACAGUUCACGGGCAGCGGUCUCGUGGAGGUCGGAGCAACCCCUUCGGUUCAGGACGAGACGAUAAAAGAGGUAGAACACGCCUUCACCGUCGUGGGUACUCCGCGGGGCGCCCCGCGAAGAACUACUUGCGUCUGGACAAUCGAGGAGAACUCGUCGACCGAACGUGGCAUACCCUCCGAGAUGCAGUUUGCCACGGUUAUCCGCCAUUCAGGCCCCAUCCAGUGCGACAUUCAAGCGUCUGCUCGGACUGCCGGCGGCCCUUAUCCGCUGCACUACCUCCGCACGAGGACGGCGACCGAAGACCGCAGAAGGAUAAUCGACCCUUCCAAGUUUGCCGGGAAGCUAUUCGAGUAUGACUUCCAAAGCGACGCGGAUGUCGACAACUUGCUCAAGACCUGGGCGGGAGAAGUAGCCGGCGCUGUCUUGGAGUUCCAGCAGCCCAUCGUCAAACCGUGAUGUCUAAACAUUGGAAAAGAAAACUCAAGACCUCGAUUGUACCACUAAGUUAAUGUGCAGCUCGUGCGCAUGUACUGGACAGAAGCUAGUUGGCUAGCUUGUAAGACUUUUCCUAAAUUAAAGCUAAUUAAUAUUUAAAAUAACUAUCUAUUUAGAUUUCAUUUCUUCCUUG